Molecule: messenger RNA, 545 nt
Organism: Trypanosoma cruzi
Lineage: Eukaryota; Euglenozoa; Kinetoplastea; Trypanosomatida; Trypanosomatidae
Exons: 1
Source: RefSeq, a predicted model, not a curated record
AUGGUCUCUUUGAUUUCACUGUCGAUGGACAUGGAUGACCAGAGUGCGCUCUCGCUUGUCAACGAGUUGGAGAACGCGGUGAUGCGGCUGCACGACGAGAGCAUCGACCGGCAGAGCAGCAACAGCACCUCCAGGGCAGAAUACCAGCGACUGAUGGAUAGCCACACAAAACGUGCGGCGGUCAUGGAGGAGUACCGGCUGAUGGUGGAGCGCCGGAGGAGACAGUGCCAGCAGCAGCCCGCCCAGUGUGUGGAGGCUGCAGAGGCCGACGGUAUUAUUUUGAGCGAAGGCCAAAUUGUGAACGAGGCGGCAGUGUCCGACAGGAAGGCGCCCAAGACGGGGGCUCAUCCCGCCGGUGAAAUUUCCGUGACAUCUCCCACCGCCAGCAUCAUCGCCACUGCUGCCAGUGUGACCUCUUCUCUUCGUAGUAGUUCAUUCAAAUGGAAACGGCCGCGGGGCGCUUUUACUGGCAGCACGGCGAGUUCAGCGGCGAAACAGCGUGCAAAAGUAAACUCCGCGCCAAGCACCCCGCGAGGAGGCGAAAA